GGUACCUCAUCCUCACCUGAAGCUAGCUAGCUAGUUUUCAAGAACAUAUAUUUCCCAUCUCACUUGCUAUUGUCUCACAUAUCUCCCUUUUGAUGUAUAUAGAGAGAGAGGAUGGAGCCGAAAAACUUUAUUCAUAAACAUCCACUGCACUUCUUUGAAGAGUGGAGCAAUGUCCACGGUAAGACUAGAGGUGUAAAUUGCUCAUCAGGAUGUGGGCAACCAAUUUCAACUCAGUUCUAUGCAUGCGUCGAUUGUAAGUUUUUCCUUCAUAAAUCAUGUUCCGAGCUGCCACUGAACAUCACUCACCCCUUUCAUGAUAAUCAUCCUCUCACUCUUUUAGCCAAAGCACCAUACUCGGCUUUGUGUGAUUUUUGUGAUGGUAGUGUCGAUGGAUUUGUUUACCACUGUUCUUCUUGUACAUUUGACCUUCACAUCAAAUGUGCCUUGCUCCCAGAAUUCCUCAAUGGAGAUUUUCCAAAAGUUGAUCAUCACAUUCAUGUUGAACACCCACUCUUCUUCAUAAAAAAUCUUAGCCAUGAAGUUAAACUAGCUUCUUCCCGCUAUUGCAGUGUUUGCUUAGAACAGUUAUCAAAUGCUUCCUUUUACACUUGUGUUGUUUGUGAGCUUUUCCUUCAUAAAUCAUGUUCUGAGACUGAGCUACCAUUGAACAUUAAUCACCCCUUCCAUGAGAAGCACACUCUUACUCUUAAUUUUCUUCGACGGGAUAGUGAAGUACCUUGUCAAUUUUGUCAUAAUGAUCAUUGUGGUAAAGGAUUGUUUUACCAUUGUUCUUCUUGUCGUUUCAAACUUCACAUCAACUGUGCCUUUCUCCCACAAUUCCUCACUAGAAAUUUCCCAAAACGUGAUCAUCAUCUUAGUGAUGUUGAUGACCACCCACUCCUCUUCAUCCAAAAGGACCUUAUUAGCAAAAGCAAUAAAGUUGAACUAUGUUCUAAUUGCUUUGUUUGCGCAGAAUCAUUAUCUGAUAGUUCUUUUUAUUAUUGCCCAGAAUGUGAAUUUUUCCUUCAUAAAUCAUGUACUUUUAAAAUGAUACCUUUGAAAAUUAAUCACCCUCUCCAUGAUGAACAUGCUAUUAGACUAACCGAAAGGAGUUUUGGCAACGUAGCAUGCAACUUUUGUCUUAAUGAUAUCAAGGGAUCUAGGUACAUUUGUUCUUCUUGUGGCUUCCAGCUUGAUCCCAAAUGUGCUUUGCUCAUCACAAAAGAUCUCGCAAAACAUAAUCAUUUUGCCCAUGUGGAGCACCCACUCGUCUUUGUCCAAAUGCUUAGAAAGGAAGUUAAAACUAGUGCUUGUUGCUCUGUUUGCUCAAACCCAUUAUUGGGCACUUCUUUUUACUGUUGUCUUGAUUGUCGAUUUUUCUUUCACAAAAAAUGUGAGGCAGAGUUGUGGCCUAAGAUUGAGCACGUCGCCCACCCUCAACACCCUCUUAUUCUUGAAUUUCCAGCACAGAAUCGUGCCAGCCGCCACUUUUGCCACUUUUGCCAUGAUACCAAUAUUAACAAAAUUGGUUACAUCUGUCGCUCUUGUGACUUUUAUAUUCAUCAUGAGUGUACCUUACCCAGGUUCUUCCCAGAAAGUAAGAUCCAUGACCACCAGUUGAGCCCAUUCAUGAGGAAAAAUCCCUUCAUUUGCGAUGCAUGUGGGGGGGCAGGAGAUGACGCUCGCUAUUUUUGUUUAAAGUGCAGCAUCAUGAUCCAUCCGGAUUGUAUUUUCCUGCCAAAACUCAUCAAAUUCAAACUGCACAAUCAUCAUAUACUCGGCCACAACUACAGGUUUCCACAAAAAGUGGGUGAAAAAUGGACCUGUCAAUUUUGUUUCAAAAAGGUGCUGGCAGAGUAUGGGAGUUACAAAUGUUUGCACUCAGACUGUGAUUAUGUUCUUCAUGGGAGUUGCGUAAAAGAGAAUAAAGGUCGUCUUUAUAUCGAAGUUGAGUCAAGGAAUGAGGAAAGUGAUGAGGCUUCUUCUUCUUCUUCUAGUUGUGCUAUGGCGCUAGGAGACAAGACAAGGCAUUUCAGCCACAAGCAUGAAUUAGUGCUUGAUAAGCUUGAUAAUGAGGAAAAUGGUGAUAAAAAAUGUUGCGAUGGGUGUGCAUUACCAAUCUUGCUUGCUGGUUACAGUUGUCCACGAGCAGAGUGUAAUUUCUCCCUUCACAAGGCAUGUGCCCAAAUUGGAGAGCACAAACCACAUUGGGCUUCCCAACAUCCUCUUCGACUUAGAAUGGAGCCCCUUUCUAGAUGUCAAUUGUGUAAUUAUAACUGCAGCGGUUUUUUUUUCGGCUGGGGAGGAGUUAGUUGGAUGUGGAUUUGCCUCAGAUGUAGUGAGAUCCCUUUCAUCACCACCCAUGAAGCACAUGCUCAGCAUUCCCUCUUCUGUGAUCAAGGUCACAAGGGACAAUGUAGCGGCUGCGGUAAAGAAAUGGGCGAUUAUGGUGGUUAUAGAUGCACGCUAGCAGAAGAAGAGGAGAAUUGCAAAUCUUUUGCCUUGGACUACAGAUGCCUGACACGGCCCCUUACAGCUCAGCAUAGGUUCCACCAUCACCCUCUAAAACUCACUUAUGAGGAUCCUUACAAGGAUGAUGAUGGUGAUCCUUUUCAACACAUGUGUGAAAUCUGUGAAGAUAGAAGAGAUCCAAAGCUAUGGUUUUAUCGGUGUGAUGAGUGCGAUUUUGAUGCUCAUCCCGAUUGCGUUCUUGGGGAAUACCCAUUCGUCAAACAUGGGAGCAUUACGUAUCAUCUUAGCUGUCAUUCUCAUCGUUUUGGACCUCUCAUGUAUUUCCAGAGUGAGAAAUAUCCCUAUCCAAAAUGCAAGAGAUGUGGCCUUCCUUGCAAAGAUCAGUUGGCUCUUAAAUGUCCCCGCUCUGAAUGCAACUUUGCUCUACAUUUUAAGGAUUGCUAAUCAGAUCGUUAAAUUUUUCGUUUGCGGCGACGGUUGAAUUGUCAAUGAGUUCAUCUAAUGUGCUUAGUUGGCCCAAAACGGCAAGCAAUGAAGACGUUUUGAUGCUAUAUGCUUCUGCUGUUCUGCAUUCUUAUGCUGUAAAAAAACUGCAAGAAACUACCCCAAGAUUUUGCUCUAUCAGUUGCUGCUUCCGCGAACGAUUUCCUGCUUAGGUUUGUGUUUACUUUCUGAAAAUAACAGGUAAGGAGUUGC
Molecule: messenger RNA, 3168 nt
Organism: Rubroshorea leprosula
Lineage: Eukaryota; Viridiplantae; Streptophyta; Magnoliopsida; Malvales; Dipterocarpaceae
Source: the annotation of a GenBank genome assembly